CAUCAACAUGGCUGCACCGAGCGAAGUGACAGCUCUACUGAAACGAGGGAAACGUAGCGUGGCCAGUCUCUUUAAAGGAGAGUGGUCUCGACGAAAUGGUUCUCCAAAAGCUUUUAAAGAAUUUCUUGACUAUUUAUUCGAUCCCAGGCGGAAGUCAAUCGAAGACGUUGACACGAUAGACUGGUGUAGAUGGAUUAUUGCAGGAGGAGCAACAUUUGAUGAAUUUUCAGCUGCAGUGAAACAGUAUGAUAAUGCUGUGACAUGUGGCCUGGUAUGGACAAAGAAUUUUGUUGCGUAUCGCUGUAGAACAUGUGGAAUUUCACCUUGUAUGUCCCUAUGUUAUGAAUGUUUUCAUUCUGGAAACCAUGAGGGUCAUGAUUUUAAUAUGUUCCGAAGUCAGGCUGGUGGGGCUUGUGACUGCGGGGAUGUCAGUGUCCUCAAUAAAUCAGGAUUCUGCUCUCGCCACGGUCCAGACAGAAAGAACCUCAAUGUAACUCCUCCUCCUGACCUGCUUGCCAUUGCCGAGGCUCUGAUGCCGAGAAUCAUUUUAAGACUUAUUCAUCAUUUCCGGGAUAAUUGCAAACCCAUUGCAUACCGGGAUACAUUCAGUCUGGCAAUGAAUGAUGCAGAGCACUUCCUGUCUUUUCUACAUAGUUUAAGUGAUAUGGGUGCAGCCAUGCGGAAAGUAAUGGGACUAGCUUUGACAAACACUACUAUGUAUAAAUAUUUAACAGAAGUUGAGGAAUUGCCAGAUUUCUCCAACAGUUACUUUGUGGACAGCCAGAAAAACUACAAAAUGGAACUAAAUAGUCUUAGUGUUCCUAAGGGAUUCGAGGACUUUGACCGAUUACCCGGCCUGUCCCAAGAGUUACAUCACAACUGUUUACUGGAUGAACUGGUUUUUUGGAUGGUCAAGUAUGAGUUUCCAGAGAAGCUGGUCACUCUGCUGUUAAGUCUUUUGCCAGAUGACCACUAUAAGGAGGCAUUUACUAAGGCAUUUGUGAAGCACUACAGCAGGAUAUCCCUGGUCCUGGUGAAGGGUCUGAAGCGGACAGAGAUUGGGAAUCGGGUCGUCCACAUCAGCGUCCAAUUGUUCAGUAAUGAGAGAUUGGCCUGUCAGAUGGUGCAGGAGUACAACUUACUGUACACACUCAUCAUCAGCCUCACCCACAUGAUAGAGAAUACUCUACUGGAGAGUUCACUAGAGGAUUUCCGACUGAACUUCCACAUGGUGGUGGAUUGUACCAAUGAUAUUAUGAAGGAGCACAUCUACUGGCCCAUAGUCAGCGAUUUUAUCAAUCUAUUGGCCCAUAAAAAGGUGGCUCACAAAUUUCUCUCUGACAGCAAACUGGUGGUUAUGUGGUUGGAUCUUCUGUCGUAUUUCCAAGGAAUGAAUCUCAACCACCGUGAACUCAGUCAACAUGUUGAGUUCGAGUCUGAGACCUACUAUGCUGCUUUUUCAGCAGAACUCGAGAUUGCUUCAGCACCCAUGUGGUCCCUCAUAUCUCACUGUAAAACCCCAGACAGUAAAGACCAUGUAUUGAACAUGAUCAAAGUCUGUGUGGAUGCUCUCCAGGACUGGUUUGAUGCCAUCAACUGUAAAGAGUCUACAAAGCCAAAUCCUUACCAGCUGACCUUUCACCUUCCUCUUCAUCGUUACCUAGCAACAUUCAUAGAGACUGGGAUUACUCAUCAUAAGUUGACCUUUGACAACCUCCCACUGACUGAGAAAGUCCUAAAGAUGACCUUUACACAUCUCUUACAAAUACAGGUCUGUCUGGCAGAGAUAUACACCUCUAUGUGGGUCAGAAAUGGAAUUCAGAUCAAAGGUCAAGCCAUGACUUACAUUCAGUGUCACUUCUGUUACUCCAUGGGAGAUGCUGACCUAUAUCUGAUGCAGCUUUGUGCCUGUAAAUUUGACCCUGACUACUUUGUGAGAACAGUAAUGGAAAGAUUUCAUAUUGAGAAUUGGUUGACCUUUGGCUCAACUCCAAUCAACACCAGCUUUAAGCUGGAGCCUGAACAACAGAUAGCAAUGGUGGAUGCUAUUCUCCAGUUCUUCACAACACUGCUGGGGGUCAGAACUUACUUAGGUAUCACUGAGAAGGAGCUGACACACCUGGAGAUGGCCACCAUUCUGUGUUUUGGGGACAAGCCACACAGUCAAAUAAUGGAUUCCAUGCCGGAGAGGUCUGGCAUCACAGGGCAGAAGGAAUUGUUUGAGCCCACCCUUGCUGAGAUAGCUGAUUACAAGGCACCAAACUUGGAGUCUAGUGGAGGUCUUCAGCAGGGAACGUACACACCUAAAGGAUUUGUUUGGGAAAAGGAAUUUGAUCCAGUCCAUGUGUCCCUUAGAGCUCUCUACAAGAAAGACAUACAGACAGCACUAGACAGAUACACAGAGCACAUAAGACAGUCUGGGAAAUACAAGUCCAAGACUCCUCCCUGGCCACCAUUCAGACCCCCAGGGAAAAUUUCUCCUGCAUACAAAGACCUGUACAGACUUCUUCAUUGUAGAACGAUGCAUGCAUUUCUCUUCACAGUUCUAUACAGGUUCAUGAAGGAAACCAGCAUUCCAGACAGCAUUUUGUACAACACUGUACACCUCCUUGACCUUGCUUUUACCUUGCCUUCUCCUGAUACCUGUAGAAAGUUUAACAAGUCGUUCUGUGGAAGUGUAACGGAUGUGGAUUAUCAUGACUGGUUCUGUGGUACCAGCAUCCAACAGAACGUCCGCGAGGUCGUGAAGGAAGUGUUGAUUCCGGUCCUGGUCGAGGACUUCCUGCCAUCGUCUCUCUCCACUCUAGAGGAAAUGUUCCAAAUGGCUCCCAGUGCCAUGAUGAAUACGGCUGGUCCAAUCACGGCGGCCCACUCUGGAGCUGUUCCCACAAGUCUGGUUCCCGUCCCUGUAUCUGGACACUGCCACCUGGUGACACACAAGUCUCACCAGGCCACUGGAAAAACUGAUUCUGUGCCAAAAUACGAAAACAGAGGAGUCUCCACUGAGCAUGCUCAAAAACUGUGUGUCCCAAUCAAUGAAUGUAUUAUAAGCAUUCUCAUGAAAAUCCAUGCCAAACUGACUGGGCGAUCUUGUUCCUAUGUUCCUUUGUCUCAGUCUAAGCGACAGUUGUCUGAUUCUGUGAUAGGAGAUGGACCUUUUUUUCUGUGUAAGCUCCUGGACAAAAUGUCACGGAGCAGUACGGAGUGUGCACGUGCCAUUGAGGAGGUUUACAGGUCUCUACAGCCAAAGGAGGCAUCGGGGGUGGGGAAAAAACGAGACACAGCCAAAGAUGAAGAGAGGAGGAGAAAGGCCAGAGAGAGGCAACAGAAACUCAUGAACAAAUUUGCCUCCAAACAGAAAGCUUUCAUGGAGCACAAUCUUCAUCCUGUGUCAGAUGAUGAGAAUGAGGUUACGAGUGACACGUCCUCCACAGAGAUUCCGCAGGAGACCAGAGGCAGUCAGCGAGUUAAGGAGUAUGAUUGUGUCAUCUGUGGAACCACGUCACCCUCUACCGCCGAGAAGACGAUGGGUCUAGUGGUGCUUCUACAGCCAAGUAGUGUGUUGGGACACCGUCUACAGGAGAAUGAUGUGAUCAGUCUGCCCUUGAAGAAGGAUCAACAGCUCUAUUCACACAUCUCAUGUGCCUCUGUCCAGAAACAGCAGCUCAAAACCAUGUUUGAGCACUUUGAAGAGAGCUCGUGUCAAGUGUCAGUGAACAUUGGCUGGGAGGGAGGAGUGGUCAUUCAGACCUGUGGUCACUAUCUACACCUGGACUGUCACAGCUCGUAUCUGUUGUCUCUCAGGACUCAGGAGAUGACAGGAAACUUGGCUGUCAACAAAGGAGAAUACUGGUGCCCCCUUUGUCGACAGCUUGCUAACUCUGUGAUUCCAAUUCCUCCAGAGGAGGACCAGUUUACUGUGAAGAGGCCCUUGUCUCCUGAUCCCCAGCAACUGAUUAAAGACGUAGCUGAAAUGAUGGUCUCCAGACCCAUAACACCUAGAUCCCCUAACCUUACUAAAGUGAUGGGCAGUGUCAUGGAGGACCUGACAAAUGCCACCUAUGGGAAGUUUAAGACCUACACUAGUUCCCAGACCUCAGAGAGUGUGCUACUCUUUGUUUGUUCUGUUGCCAGGACAAACCUAGAGAUGGAGCUAGUCAACAGAGGGAAAGUUCUUAUAGAGUCCACGUCUCAGUCAGGAAAACGCUGCUUCUUGCCAACAUACCAUGUUCUCAGCAUGCACAGUAAAAUUCUGACUACCAAACCCUAUACUGAUCUCUGGUCACACAUGACUGGCUUAUGCCGUUCUGAACAGACUGAUAGUGUUUCCUUGUAUCAUAAAGAAGUCCCACUUUUACUGAAGGACCCCGUGUCUCUCCUUAUACAGAUCUUGUUAACUCUGCCAUCCACAAUGGAAAUAGAACACUUUGAGAGUGUGUUAAGAGUCCUGUACAAUGUUGUGUACAUCAAAGCUAUAGCUACCACCAGCUGUACGUUUACGUCGGAGGAGAGAGAGGCAUGGAGGAAAAAGGGAAGACAUUCCCAGCUGACAUCAUUGGAAGGAAUGAUGAGUCAUGUGAUCACGCGUCUACAGCUGAGUCGGGUUUAUGACGACAUUGAUAUGGACAAAGAUAUUCCUGCAAUAUGUCAGAGUGUCUGGUCACCUCAGAGUGUGGACAUGGCCAUACAGGACAUAUUUCUGCCAUUCCUCCGGGUGGCCGCCCUGCUCAAGUAUCACUUAUUUAAUGUGGAAUUUCCCAAACAAAUGUUCUCUGAUUGCGAGUUCCUACACCUGUGUGAUUAUCUUAGGAUCCAGGGUACUGGCCCCUCCCACAAUGAUGGUCAGAGUACCUGCUCAUCACGUGUAAGGUGGACAACUGAGGAACCGCUCAAUCUGACCCGAGCUUGGUGUACAGACCUAGCCAAUGUAGCCAAUCAGGAACCAGUGGAUUUCAAGUCCCUCCUGAUGGCUAACACAAACUGGAGCCGUCCACAGUUGAUUGAACUGCCCCAUCAAUACUACCUGAUCUUCCAGGCUUACAGCCAGAAGCCAUGCGUGACGUGUGGGGAGGUACCUAAUGACCCGGCCAUCUGUCUAGUGUGUGGACAGUACACCUGUUUCAGACAAAAUUGCUGUACACAGCAGGGGGUCUCUGAGUGUGUUCAUCAUUCCAUUCAGUGUGGGGCAGGUACAGGGAUGUUUCUGCUAAUAAACUCUACGAUUGUGGUGGUAAUUCGCGGUCCACGUGCUACACUCUGGGGGUCUGUGUAUUUGGAUGACCAUGGGGAGGAGGAUCGUGACCUUAAGAGAGGGAAGCCUCUGUACCUGAGCAAAGAGAGAUAUCAUCUGCUCCAACAGCAGUGGUUAACUCAUAGCUUUGACAGAAGUUGUCAACGCUGGAUCUGGCACCAGGAUAGGCUCUAACCAAUCAGAGGGUUAAGCCCCAGCUCAGCACUGGAUCUCACCAAUCAGGAUGUUUAACACAUUCUGCCAAUCAGAGUUUGUCUUUCUUUUCUUUCAGAUUGGAUUUGAUAUUCAGUCAGUCAGACUGUCUGUUUCAUAUGAACAAUCUGGUAGAUAGGAAUGGACUCAACAAUAAGGAUUCUUUUUUGAGAUGGCUUUUCAAAAUGCUCAACUAUGAUAAAGAUACAAUGCUCAUUUUGAAGACUGUUGAAAACAAAAAAAUAAUGGAGGGCUUUCUUUACCCUAUUGUUUUAUUCUCCAUGAUUCAGUAUUAAAGCAAAUUGGGAUGUUUUUUUUUUUUUAAUACACAUGUACUUGUUUUGCUACAUGUAAUUUUGAAAUUCAGUUUAUAAUCACGUUUAUGAAAUCUGGUUAAAAGUCCAUAUUGCUGCAUUAGAACUACUCCCAACAUUGCUGGAUCAUUGCAAAAGAAUAUCAGAGAAUCAGAGGUGCUAGCCCAGAGGAUGAAGUUACUAGUGGAGGGGGUUCAUACUCUUUUUAUGUUGUACAAAAUACUUACCGGGGUAUAGAUCUGAUCACACUCAUUGGUAUUGUUGAAGAGAGUGCAAUUAAGUAUUCAAAAAAUCGUAAUUUUAAAUAUCAAGAAGUUGACUCCGACAAUAUAUCUUAUCGUUUUAGGAUUAAUUUAGCACAUUUACAUCUGUGUAGAAAUGAAAACCACUUCAUGCUGUAAUAAGGUUGUGCACCCAGUCAACUUGUUUACAAAUGAAACAGGUUGAUUGUCUUUUUCUCAGUGAUGUCAAUACGUGUGAAUUUUGAAACCAUUUAGAUUAAGGACAUACGCAACGUACCUUACCUACUGAUAAUUUUUCAAGAUAUUCUUAAUUUAAGAUUAUAGUGCCAUCAGAUGUUUGUAGACAAAAAAAAUCAGCAUGCAUUACCAGGGGUUUUGAAAAGAUAUCAAUGAUGAAAAUUCUUGUACAUGUAUAAUUCAAAGAAAUAUACAAAAAUUACUAAACAUAUAUUCUAGAUGUUUUGUUUAUCCAAACUUGUUUUAAAAGAAGUAUAGAACAGCAUAUAUAGACAUUAAAAUGUAGCACACAGUUCCUUUAAGUGUUGGAACUCUUCAACUCCUGGGAAAAAGACAAUAAAGUUCAAACUAUGUUGCGUAUGUCCUUAAUCCAAAUAUCGGUACUCUUUCUGAAUGUUUUUGGUGCUUUAUUUGUCCCCAGCUAUAGCUUACUUAUCAAUUUACCUAUCUGGCUGGCUGUUCCAAAGGUAAAAGUUUUUUGGGGGAACCUGUACAGAUUUUAUAGUACAUGGAACUUUUCUGUUAUAACGUUGUAGACACACUGUACAGCUUUGUUAGCUUAAGACAUGUUUUCUUUUCUUUAGGCCAAAUAAAAAAAUAUGUGUGGUUCCUGUUACCCGACCGUCCCUAUUUUAUACCCCCGACCCUAAACUUUUAUUUGGCAAUUUUCAUAUUUUUUCCGGAAUUUUCCCCAAUUUCCAUCAAUGGCUCCGGUUUAAGUUUUAGUUUCAGCAAUGACGGCCCCCUUGCACAAAAUAGUGCAAGUGUUUAUUAGUGUUAAAUCCAAAGCAAGCUAACAUGUAGGUGUCCCCUACCAAUAUUGACUAGUAUAUUAUCACACCACAUCUAAAUGUCAUUUGCAAAGUAGUGAUAAGUAUUAUUUAGAAAAAUUAAGAAAAUCAUUUUGUUAAAAAAAAAAAAAUUCCCUACCUACCUACCCUAAUUCUUUUGGAGGUGUAACCGGAACCACACAUAUUUUUUUGUUUGGCCUUAUCAGAGAUAUGUAUGAAUGACUUCUGGCCCCCAGGAUCUUGAUGGAGUUUUAAACUUAGUUAAAAUUUUACAUUGUCUUGAAGUUUUAUAAAAGAACACAUAUAAAAUUUGAAAUGUUUGUCUUUCAUGUGAUUUUAAGACCAUUUCAUGAUUCAGGGGUCUAGUUUAUAUUUCUAGCUAGCCAAUUCUUACACAGAGUUAAGUUGUCAUUGGAUAACGCUGAACAAUUCUAAGUGGACAUUUCAUUACACAUGUACACCAUACAAGGUCUUUUUAAUCUGGAUUACAAGUUAUAGUUACACUAUAGAUAUUAAUUGGUUAGCUGUAAAUACACUCACAGUUUU
Messenger RNA from Saccostrea echinata, 7573 nucleotides. Its product is annotated as E3 ubiquitin-protein ligase ubr3-like. Bases 8 to 5425 code for a protein of 1805 amino acids. NCBI's taxonomy places the organism in Eukaryota, Metazoa, Mollusca, Bivalvia, Ostreida, Ostreidae. The record is from RefSeq and is a predicted model, not a curated record. The transcript is spliced from 36 exons. Gene Ontology annotation, cellular component: ubiquitin ligase complex; cytoplasm. Gene Ontology annotation, molecular function: ubiquitin protein ligase activity; zinc ion binding. Gene Ontology annotation, biological process: ubiquitin-dependent protein catabolic process via the N-end rule pathway; protein ubiquitination.